Pseudozyma flocculosa PF-1 is the source of this 3072-nucleotide messenger RNA. RefSeq lists its product as uncharacterized. The transcript is spliced from 3 exons. The record is from RefSeq and is a predicted model, not a curated record. The coding region runs from base 1 to 3072 and encodes 1023 amino acids. NCBI's taxonomy places the organism in Eukaryota, Fungi, Basidiomycota, Ustilaginomycetes, Ustilaginales, Ustilaginaceae.
AUGGAGGUGCUGCAUCGUUCCGAGACGCCUCAGGCGCGCCGCAACGAGCUGCCUGCCAAUGGUCCGGGGGAUCUCGCGGGCAUGGCGAGCCAUGUGCCGAUGGACGGAAUCGCGACGCCGUCAAGGAGCCAGCCCAGGAAUCUGCCCGCGACCGACAGCCAGCUUGGCGCCGAUCCGGCUUCGAACAUCGACGGACGCGCCGAGUAUGCGGGCUAUGGACAACUGGGGGAGGCCGUCGACCACUACCACAGCCACAGCCACGAUCAGGCGCACUACGGAAUCGACGGCCGUGACGAACGAGAGCUCGAGCCGCCACCUGGUCGAGUCCUCGAGGACCUAGCGGGCGCCCCCACAGCCGCUCGAACCCAGACGCCGUUCUCCGGGCUGCCCGCCCCAGCGUCACGCCCGACGACGCAUAGCUUCGCGUCGCACAUCACGCCGCUCGGACUAGCCGAGCCGAUCCAGGGCCGUUUCCAGACCAGCAGCUCUGCGUUUGCUGGCAUCGGCGACCCGCAUGCUGGCCACUUCUACGCUUCCGACGGCCUCGCGCAGCGCAGCAACGUCUCGGACGUGCGUACGAGCCAGACGUCCGCCAGUGAAGGCAGGCGACCCGGCCACUUUCUUGGGUUGCCUCCCAACGUGCCCGAGAUCAGAGCGGGCAUGCUGUCAAGCAUCGCUAUGCCUCCCAACCCUCCUGCAACGACGGCAGUCACCCCACUGCGGCCCCCGGCGCGAAGGUCGUUGAGCACUCUCGACUUCGAGCACAAGCAGAUCCAGCAGAGCGGCGACGAGCCGAGCUGGCUCACGGCGGCGGUGGGCGAGACUCAGCAGCAUCAAUACUACCGCGGCGAGGAGCGCAACGUCGGCGGCACCGAACGCGGCGCCGACGAUGAGCGUGGCUACGCUGUGGAAGAUGUCGCCAACGCCGGCAAGCAGCACGAGGCGGCUCCGGCAUGGUCAGAGCCGAUCAGGCGCCUGGAAGACGCCGUCGCAGGGCUGCAGACGGGAGAGUCUCGGAUCAUCAGCCUGCUGAGGUCGGUACGGCGCGAAACCAAGGAGCGCGACGACGAGCUGGCCCGCGUGCAGCUCGACUCCUGGAGGAUGCUGCAUGUCGCAUUCGAGCAGAGGCAGGUGAUGUACGUCCAGGCCAAGAGCCUCGAGCAGAAGGUCCAGGCCCACGGCAAGGCGAUCGACUCGCUCCUCGCGACGGCCUCGGGCCUCGCUGCGUCCAACGCUGCGUCCAACGCUGCAUCCAACGAAUCGCAAGUGCGUGCUGAUCCCGGUCUAGGUCUCAAGAAGGGCGGCAAAUUUACGACAGCGGCUGGCAAGGCGCUGUCUGCGCAGAUGGACGAGAUCCAGGCCGGGGUGUCACAGCUGCGGAGCGCCUGGGGAGAGACGGGAAACGAGGUCAAGGGGCUAGGAAAGCAGAUCCAGUCCCUCCAACAUGCGAUCAUGGGGAUUCAGCAGACCCUUGCUCUCAAUGCCGGUGCCUCACGCUCGCAAAGCGGUGCCACCUCGGAACGCCGCGACCGCUCGACGUCGGCUUACCACCUCCAACAGCAGCAGCAGCAUCACCAGCAGAUGCAGCAACACGUGCAACUGCAGCAGCAGCAGCAGCAGACGGCUCGGCAGAGCGCGGCGUACAACCCACCCGUCACUCUGAUGAGACCAGCACACCCAUACUACGAAGUCCUGCCCGCGCUCAGCAGCCUGGCGGGCACCAGCGCGGCCAGGAUGCCAGCCUCUAACCGGAGCGAACCCGCUCCCGUCGGCGCUGCAACGUCAUUGGCGUCAUCGCACCCUCUGGUCUCCAACCCGCUUAAACUCCCGAACCAGGGUCGAGAGGCGGGCGCUGCAUCUGCACACGAGUAUGCUGGAGCAUGGAUCGACGCCCUGGGCGUCGCCGACAUCGUGCAGCCUGAUGAUGCAGCGCUGCCGUUGGAUCCGUCACAAUCCGGCAUCUCCCUGCUGACGUCUGCGGCGGCGGCAAAGUGCGAAGACAGCUUCUACACAAACUGCGCCCCAAGGUCGGAAGCAGCUUCGACUCGCGCAAGCGACGGCAUCGCCGAACGACUGCAGUAUGGCCCCGGCCCUCAAGUGCCUCUUUCGGCGUCGGCCGGUCCUCCGUCAUCCCAGGGCCACGAAACGGCCAAGCUUCCGAUGAGCCUCUAUACCAGCAUGGCGGCUGGAUCUUCAGCGCCGCGCGCCUACGCGGCGUCCAGCAGCACCCUUGCUGAAGCCUUCGGCAGCAACCCGCCCCAUCGUCCGCGGCUGGCGGCCGUUGAUGCCUCCACUGCGUCACCGCGAGGCCGCAGCGAGCGAGUGCAGAUCGGCGAGUCCUCUACCUUGGCUCGCUUCUUCGGCGGUUCGAUGCCGGAUGCACGCUCGAAAGAGGGCACCACCGAGCCGCUCGAGGGUGAGCGCAGCGGCGUGGCCAGCACUGCGGCUGAUGUUUCUGCACUUGCCAGCUACGCCCGGCUGUCGUCGUGGGCUCCGGGCGCAAAGAGCCCGCUCUGCAGCGACCGCCAGGACGUGGAACGCUCGCGUCUACACAGGCAAGAAGUCGACGAAGCAUCUGAACAGGCACAUUCGGAGCGGACGACGGCUGCUGCCGAGGACGAGAACGCCAAAGCAGCGCUCGAGGUCAGCGCCUCGACCUUGCGGGCGGAAGUCGACGCCGAGGACGACGGCAAAGCCGUCGAUGUCCAAGGCCCGCCAGCGGCUGCCGCAUCCAAGCCGACCAAGCGUUGCCGAACGUCGGGCAGCAAGACCUCGACCCAGGCGCGCAAGAAGUCGAAGCGCGCCUCCUCGAAGGCACCGGAUGCGCCUGCGCCUGCGUCGGCUCCUGCCUCGGCUGCUGCUGCGCCGGCGGCCGUGGCAUCGGAAGAGGUUGUUCAGAAAGCCUCGUCGAGCCCGCUUUCCGUCGAAGAAGAGCGGCCGCCAUCUCGAGAGUCGUCGACCAGGCGCCAGCUGCGCCAGCUCCCGCAGCGCGUCCAACAGCAGGCAGGGUCCUCCAAUGGCGGCCGCAAAGAUGACCGCGAGCGCACGGCGGCGCCCGGCAGCGAGGCCUGA